This is a messenger RNA of Rhagoletis zephyria (snowberry fruit fly), 1411 nucleotides long. RefSeq lists its product as uncharacterized. NCBI's taxonomy places the organism in Eukaryota, Metazoa, Arthropoda, Insecta, Diptera, Tephritidae. The record is from RefSeq and is a predicted model, not a curated record.
UUCGUUGUUUAUUUACUUCGCAGCUGAUCGUCAAUUUCCAUAUUUAUUUUUUGCAGAGAAAUUUCGGUCAAGUGCUUUGGCAGAUUUUCAAACCCAAGUUUUCAAAUAGGGGAAAUGCUGUUGUUACGUCGGCUGCAGCCUGCACUGCGUACCACGAAUAUUCGCUUGUAUGCCAAGAAAUCAGUAAAACAAAAUAAAAUGAGUAGCAUUUUGUCAGGAGCAGGUAAUGACAAACAAGUGCAUCAGGAAACCUUGCGCUAUAUAUACCCUUUCCCGCGAAUAAAUAUUCGUACCGAUAUUUAUUUGCGUGUUAAAUCUGCCGAUGUAGUCGAAUAUCCGGACGCAAAUGUGCUUAUCGCAGAGUUACAUGGUGGUCAUGCCAGGAAUUGUCCGGUGACGAUGCAAGUGGAUGUCAGUGAAGAUGAACGUUUAGUAAAUAUUGUGGUAAAGAAGUUAGGGGACACUUCAGAUUUUUAUUGUAACCUGGAGGUUCCUAUUCGAUCCGAUCUCAAUGUUGAGGCCAGCGAUAGUGUAAAAGUGCAGAAUAUCUUCAGCUCGGAGGUAACGGUGCGAGCUCAAAAAAACAUAGAAACCAAGGAAAUUCGAGCCGAUAAUGUGACAUUAGAUAGCGCUGCUGGAAAUAUCACAUGCAAAGGUAUGCUCUUAGGAAAAAUAACUAAAGUGGAAACCAAACAAUUAGGGAAUAUUUCGUUCGACAAGUUGCAGGGUGAUCAGUUAAAUUGUAAGACAGAUGCGGGCAGUAUAUCCACGAGCUCUUGCUACGUGGAAGAGUCGAAAUUUGAAACCAAUUCCGGCUCCCUACAGCUAAGAAAUGUUCACAAAAAAACGGAAGUUGACGUGCAUAAGGGAGGAGAACUGAUUAUGACUGGAGUACAUGGUAAUCUUACGGUGCGAGCGAAUGGUGGAAAAUUAACUCUGCAACUUUCCGAAUUGACAGGGGAGAAUGUUGUUAAAGCAAAAGAAAUAGAACACGCCGUUAUAAAUAUUUCUGAUCGCAUUGAAGAACAUUCUAACAUUGAGGUAACAUCCCGCGCCGUGAUAUUAGAUGAUACACUAUCGCAUCUGCAAGAUGGCAUCGGCAACAACAAUACUUUAUUUCGUAAUUCGAAAACUGCAGAUGCUCAAAGUAUUUUAAUUGUAAGCAGUAGUGGCGCAGUUAAACUUGGAAAAUUGUCCUGGAUGGAAUCUUUGCGAGAACAACUAAAUACAUCCGCAAACAAGUGAAUAACUUGUAAUCGGAAAUGCUUAUGAACUCUCCAUUACAGCGUUGCGUCUUGACAAACAUAUUAGUAUGUGUGUAUAUUAAUAGCUUGCAAUCCGCUUACAUAUAUGGAUACAUUUCAGGCACUAAAAAAUCGAAGUUUCCAAUUAAAAAAUGUUUAAAUUUUAA